AUGGUUAGUCCCUAUCAUCUCAAGUUCCGGACCCUAAGUCUGUCGUCUGAGUGUCUCUUCUCACUGAUGAACGGCGACGAUAUGUUCGCCACGUUUUACGUCACUGAUUGGCGCCGACAGACCAUCAUCUGGUGGUUCAGCCGUCUCUACCUCUACCUCUUCGUCUGUCUCUUCAUUUAUGUGGUGUUAAGUCUAUUCAUUGCUCUCAUUAUGGACUCAUACGAGACAAUCAAAGACUAUUACCAGAACGGACUCCCACUCACUCCACUACAGAAAUUGAUGGCCGAAUGCAGUGAUGAGUCGUCUUCAGCCGCAUAUCUAUUGGACAGACAGCGAAGUAUUGCCGACACAUUUAAUGAGUGCUUCGGUUGUCUCAAUGGCCACAACCGGUGAGAGUCCUAA
Molecule: messenger RNA, 402 nt
Organism: Medioppia subpectinata
Lineage: Eukaryota; Metazoa; Arthropoda; Arachnida; Sarcoptiformes; Oppiidae
Source: the annotation of a GenBank genome assembly